Molecule: messenger RNA, 3997 nt
Organism: Cynara cardunculus var. scolymus (artichoke)
Lineage: Eukaryota; Viridiplantae; Streptophyta; Magnoliopsida; Asterales; Asteraceae
Exons: 36
Coding region: 139-3783 (1214 amino acids)
Biological process (GO): carbohydrate metabolic process
Molecular function (GO): NADP binding; NAD binding; aldehyde-lyase activity
Source: RefSeq, a predicted model, not a curated record
ACGGACUACCUACCUACCUACUACUAUCCUCUGGCUUAUUCCUCCAUGUCAGCUUUCCCAGUUAAUCUCUAAUCAGUCAAAUCUACUCUUCAUAUUCAACCCGAUUUCUUCAUUUUCAACCCGAUUUCUUCUCUCCAAAUGGAUUAUCUCGCAAAUAUGACCAAUGAUCAGUCCAGAAAAUUCAAAAUGGUAAUUGAGUUGCUUGAGGGCAUCCAUUUUGUUUCUUCUGUGGAGGCCAUUUCUCUUGGUGUUCAAGCUGGGAUUCAUCCUUGGAUAUUAUACGACAUUAUAUCGAACGCUGCCGGAAACUCAUGGAUAUUCAAGAAUCACAUCCCACAUCUAUUACAGGGGAAUCAAAUCAAAGAUAACUUCUUAAAUGCUUCAACUCAAAAUUUGGGGACUGUUUUGGACACGGCCAAGUCACUUAUAUUCCCUCUUCCACUCCUGGCUGCUGCUCAUCAACAAUUCCUAGCAGGCUCUAGACAUGCAGAUGCAGAUGGUCUUGAUGGUUUGAAGGUUUGGGAAAGAAUACUUGGCGUGCAGAUUGCGAAUGCGGCAAAUGCAGAAACUUACAAUCCCGAAAUAUUGGCAAAUCAACUUAGUGCAAAAUCAAAACGACCAAAUAAAAUUGGUUUUAUUGGUCUAGGAGCAAUGGGAUUCGGCAUGGCAACUCAUCUUCUGAAAUCGAAUUUCUGUGUCCAAGGUUAUGAUGUAUAUAAGCCAAGUCUCUCUAGGUUUGCAGAUGCUGGUGGCCUGAUUGGAAACUCCCCUGUUGAAGUAUCGAAAGAUGUAGAGGUUCUCAUUCUCAUGGUCACAAAUGAAGUUCAAGCAGAAAGUGUUCUAUAUGGUGUUGACGGGGCCGUGCCAGUUCUUCAACCUGGAGCAUCCAUUGUCCUUUCAUCCACAGUUUCUCCUGCUUUUGUUAGUCGGCUUGAGCUGCGCUUAGAAAACGAGCAUAAGGGUUUUAAAUUGGUUGACGCUCCUGUAUCUGGUGGUGUCAAAAGGGCUUCUGAAGGAACACUUACGAUUAUGGCGUCAGGUGCAGAUGAAGCUCUAGAGCAUGCUGGUUCAGUUCUUUCAGCAUUAAGCGAGAAGCUAUAUGUGAUUAAAGGGGGUUGUGGAGCUGGAAGUGGUGUAAAGAUGGUCAAUCAACUGCUAGCUGGAGUUCAUAUAGCAUCAGCAGCUGAAGCAAUGGCCUUUGGAGCUCGAUUGGGUUUAGAUACAAGAAUCUUGUUUGAUGUCAUAAAAGAUAGUGAAGGAACAUCUUGGAUGUUUGAGAAUCGUGCUCCGCACAUGGUGGACAAUGAUUAUACACCCUUAUCUGCACUUGAUAUCUUCGUGAAGGAUCUGGGUAUUGUGUCUCGGGAAUGUGCAUCACGUAGAGUUCCACUUCACAUAUCUACUGUUGCACUCCAGUUGUUCUUAUCAGGUUCUGCUUCUGGGUGGGGACGCUUGGAUGAUUCAGCUGUUGUUAAGGUUUAUGAGACACUAACAGGCGUCAAGGUUGAAGGAAAAAUUCCUGUCAUUAAUAAAACAACUGCCUUGAAAUCUCUUCCAUCAGAAUGGGCACUGGAUCCACUGGAUGACAUACGCAGACAGGAUAAUAACUUGAAGACUUUGGUUGUUCUGGAUGAUGAUCCAACUGGGACACAAACUGUCCAUGAUGUUGAUGUAUUGACAGAAUGGAAUGUGGAGUCACUUGUUGAACAGUUGAGAAGUAGACCUAAAUGCUUUUUUAUUUUGACAAACUCCCGUGCCUUGAGCUCUGAUAAGGCUAGCGCACUCAUAACAGAUAUUUGCCAAAACCUGUGUACGGCUGCAAAGUCAGUGGGAAACAAUGACUACACAGUGGUUUUACGUGGUGAUUCGACAUUAAGAGGACAUUUUCCCGACGAACCUGAUGCAGCUGUUUCGGUACUAGGGGAGAUGGAUGCUUGGAUUAUUUGCCCCUUCUUUUUGCAAGGAGGUCGUUUCACCAUCGAUGAUGUACAUUAUGUUGCUGAUUCCGAUCGGCUUACUCCUGCAGGAGAUACCGAGUUUGCUAAAGAUGCUUCAUUUGGAUAUAAAUCUUCAAACCUGCGUGAGUGGGUUGAGGAGAAAACUGGAGGACGUAUACCGGCUAGCAGUGUUUCAUCAGUCUCCAUUCAAUUGUUACGCAAUGGUGGACCUAGUGCAGUCUGUGAGCAUCUUUGCAGUUUGCAGAAGGGUUCAACAUGUAUAGUUAACGCAGCUAGUGAUAGAGAUAUGGCUGUUUUUGCAGCUGGUAUGAUUCAGGCAGAAUUGAAGGGAAAACGAUAUUUGUGUCGUACUGCUGCUAGUUUUGUUUCUGCUCGGAUUGGAAUUACAGCAAAAGCUCCAAUCUUGCCUAGUGAUCUUGGAAUCGGCAAAGGAAGGAGUGGUGGACUUAUUGUUGUGGGUUCAUAUGUCCCAAAAACCACCAAGCAGGUUGAAGAGCUGAAGUUACAAUGUGAUCAUAUUCUUAGAAGCAUUGAGGUUUCUGUUGAAAAACUUGCGAUGAAGUCACCACAAGAGAGAGAGGAGGAAAUCAGUCGUGCAGCUGAGAUGGCAGAUGUUUACCUCAAGACCUGUAAAGACACUCUAGUGAUGUCCAGUCGGGAACUUAUUACAGGAAAGACUCCUUCUGAGAGUCUGGAUAUCAACUUCAAGGUGAGCUCUGGGCUGGUGGAAGUAGUUAGAAGGAUAAAGACAAGUCCACGCUACAUUCUUGCAAAGGGUGGAAUCACCUCAUCAGAUAUUGCUACGAAGGCUUUAGAAGCAAAACGUGCCAAAAUAGUUGGACAAGCACUGGCUGGUGUUCCUUUGUGGCAGUUGGGCCCAGAAAGUAGGCAUCCAGGAGUUCCCUACAUUGUUUUUCCAGGAAAUGUUGGUGACAGUAACGCCCUGGCCGAAGUGGUAAAAUGUUGGGCGCGCCCAGUCAGACUUUCUUCAACUAAGGAGCUGCUUGCUGAAGCAGAAAGGGGAGGAUAUGCUGUUGGAGCAUUCAAUGUGUAUAACCUUGAAGGGGUUGAAGCAGUUAUUGCUGCAGCAGAAGAGAAAAAGAGUCCUGCUAUUUUGCAGAUCCAUCCUAGUGCUUUAAAACAAGGAGGGACACCAUUGGUGGCAUGCUGCAUCUCUGCUGCUGAAGAAGCAACUGUGCCUAUUACUGUGCAUUUUGAUCAUGGUAGUUCCAAGCAAGAACUAAUGGAAGUUCUUGAGUUGGGAGUUGACUCGGUCAUGGUAGACGGUUCACACCUACCCUUCAGGGAGAAUAUCUCAUACACAAAAUAUGUUUCGUCUUUGGCACAUGCAAAGGGUAUGACGGUGGAAGCUGAGUUAGGCAGAUUAUCUGGAACAGAAGAUGAUUUGACUGUAGAAGACUAUGAGGCAAAGUUGACUGAUGUAGAUCAGGCUCAAGAAUUCAUUGAUGAGACUGGUAUUGAUGCCCUGGCAGUGUGUAUCGGUAAUGUUCAUGGGAAGUACCCUGCAAGUGGGCCAGAGCUUCGGCUUGAGUUGCUUAAGAACCUCUAUAACUUGGCUUCAAAGAGUGGAGUCUUUCUCGUUCUUCAUGGAGCCUCCGGAUUGCCUAAAGAACUUGUCCAGAAAUGCAUAGAGCUUGGAGUUAGGAAGUUCAACGUAAACACGGAAGUACGGAAGGCGUACAUGGACAGCCUGAAAACCCCUCAGACAGACCUUGUCGGUGUCAUAGCGGCUGCUAAGAUAGCCAUGAAAGCUGUGGUUGCAGAGAAGUUGGAUUUAUUUGGUUCAACAGGAAAAGCAAGCUAACCAUCUUCAUGCAUUUACAACUAUUUGUUCUCCUUGUACACUGUAAUAGGAUAUAUUGGGUACGUUUGGUACGUCAUAACUUCUUUGUUCCGAUUCAGUAAUCUUAUGGUAGAUUGGUUGUAUUUGGGACUUUUGUACCAUUGAUUUGAUGUACAACAUUAUUUGUUUUCCAUAUUUUCUUCUCUUUUAAAUUACCAUUGAAGGUUUGUACUAA